CUCAGCGACAAUAACAUCGUCGUCACGUAGAUUAGUACGAGAGUCCAUCACAAUAAUUGUAUCAUAAUUAGGGUUGCCACCCGUACUUUAUAAUAAAGUAUUGUACUUUAUUUUGGGUAAACGUACUUUAUACUUUAUGAGGGCAAUAAAGUACGUGAAAAUACUUUUUUUUACCUAUUUCGACUUUUGAAGAUUUACUAAAAGAAACAAAAAGGUCAAGCGAUUAUUUGCGUUAAACGGAACGGAUCGCGUCGAUAAAGUUAAAUGCUGAGCAGCACUAUCGCUUUUGAACGUAACCCUUUGACGUUUUUUGCGGUUAAAGCAAAAGUUCAAAUAUUAUUUUCCGUUCUUGGUGUGUACAUUGUGAUAAUUCUUCAGUUAUGGAUGCAGAUAACUGUAUCUCACGAAAUACAUCUAAAAAACGAUUACUGGAAUCGGACUCUGACUUAGAGUUGGACUUCUAUAGUGACACUGACUGCAGUACACCGAAAAAAUGCUUAAAAGAAAUGAAUAUAAAGCAAACAAAACGAAGGCAAAAGUACAAAAGUCUGUGGGAAAAAGAACAUGGUGCUUGGUUAACCAAUGACCCUCAAAAUGAAUAUAAUGCGAAAUGCAAAUUAUGCGGAGUGAUUUUCGCUAUUGCUUCAGCUGGAAUAGGACAGGUUAGUGGAAAAAACUUAAUCUAAGGUAGAUGUGUGUAUGUGUGAGUAUGGGUGGGAGAAACGAGCAUGCAUGGAAAGAAUUAGUAUCACUAACACUAUCAUCAUAAUUAAUCUUUGGUUUCUUGGUGGUGUGGUGGUGAGGUGAUGGGUUUAUUAUUGGUUUACAGGUUAAGCAACACCUGCAAACAAAACAGCAUAAAUCGAAAUCUGAGAUGAAAAAAUCUAGUGGACUGCUUGAAAAAUUUAUUGGGCCUGCUUCUGCUUCCACUUCGUCUCAAGGUUCAUUUUACAGUGACAAAGACAAUGUUACAGCUGCUGAGCUAGCCUUAACAUAUCACACUGUUAAGCAUAAUUUGUCCUACAAUAGUAUGGACUGCACAGUUAAGUUAAAUAAAAUUAUUUAUGUUAAUUCAAGCACAGCCACAAGUAUUCGUCUAGCUAGGACCAAAAUGGAAGCACUAGUUACAGAAGUGUUGGGUCCAUAUGCUUUACAAAAUGUAAUAGAUGAUUUGAAUUCAAAUAAUUUAUAUUUCUGCUUGCAAACGGAUGCUUCCAACAAGAAAAAUAUAAAACUUUUCCCUUUGGUUGUGCAAUAUUUUACAGCCAAAAAUGGCAUUCAAAGUAAAUUAAUUGAUUUCUAUGAAAACAGCAAUGAAUCAGCUGAUGGCAUGUUUCAUGCAAUUGAGAAGUCAAUAGAGCAGUGCAAAUUAUCUUUUAGUAAUAUAUCUGGGCUAAGUGCAGACAAUACAAAUGCAAAUUUUGGAAUUAACCACUCAUUAUUUACAAACAUUAGAGAUUUGGUGCCGGACUUGAUCAAGGGAAAUUGUCAUGCUCAUAUAGUGCACAAUUGCAUGAAACAUGCCAUGAACUUUUUGUCCUAUGACAUUGAGAAUAUUAUCCUUAAAAUCUAUGCUCAUUUUUCCCACUCGGCUGUUCGGAGAGAAGAAUUAAAAAAAUUCAUAGAAUCGGUCGAUGGGGAUUUUCAUGAACUCAAACGCCAUGUCGGAACUAGAUGGCUCUCUCUUCUACCUUGUAUAGAUACUAUAUUGUUAAAUUGGAGAGCAAUUAGAAAUUAUUUUGUGAGCCUAGGAGAAGACUGCCCAAUGAUUAUACAAAAUUUGUUAUUGCUGAAUACCAGUGAUAAUCAUGACUUGAUUGAUGUUUACUUUAAUUUUUGUAGCCAUAUUUUAAAUGUGUUUACUAAAACUGUAAAAUUCUUAGAAGGGAAUAACAUAACAAUUUUGGAUGUAUACAAUAUUAUGCACAAUCUUAGGAAAGAAUUAAUGAAAAGAAAAGAAGAUCUCUUUUUUGGAUAUGAAACUGGAAAAAAGAUUAAACAAAUCGAGAUGUCCUCACCUGAAGUUAGUCAAAAAAUUCAUAGAAACUUUAUAUUGUUCUUAGACAAAGCCUUAAUGUACCUGGAUAAAUGGUUUGAUUUCAAUCAAACAAAUUGGCUCUUUUCACUGAGCAACAUAAAUUUAAAUAGUGAUGUUGAAUAUCAACACUUUUCUCACUUAGUAGAAACUUUGAAACUGCAAAAACUUAAUAUUAACAUGGAUGACCUGUAUGAAGAAGUUUCUUUAUUAAAAGAGUUAUAUGCACAAUUUAUCAUUCUAAAGAUUUUUUGGAAUUAUCUACAUCACAGAAGUGGCAAAAAUUUUUUCAAAGUAGUAAUGAUUUCGUAAAUAUAUAUAAAAUCGUGUCAUUUCUGCUAUCCAUUCCUGCCACUUCAGCAUUUACAGAGAGAGUUUUUUCUCUGAUGAAUGCUAAGUGGCGAGACGAACGAAACAGAGCGUCCCUAAAUUUAAUAAAAAACGAAUUAUUUACAUAUUUCAAUCUAAACAUAGAUUGUAAAGAUGCGGUUAAGACGUUCUUUGAUAAUAAAUAUUUGUUAGAUGUUGCCAGAAGUAACAAAAAAUAUGUAUGGA
Trichoplusia ni (cabbage looper) is the source of this 2590-nucleotide messenger RNA. RefSeq lists its product as uncharacterized. Bases 875 to 2347 code for a protein of 490 amino acids. The record is from RefSeq and is a predicted model, not a curated record. The transcript has a single exon. Lineage: Eukaryota; Metazoa; Arthropoda; Insecta; Lepidoptera; Noctuidae.